AUGACAUGUUAUCUUCUCCGGGAGGGUGUUAUUGAUGAUAUUAAGUCUCAAGCUAGAUCUUAUUGGUGGUCUGGAAAACAGAAUACCAGAGGUUGGGCGAUGGUUGCAUGGGAUAAGAUUUGUCGUUCCAAAAAAUUUGGAGGGAUGGGCUUCAGGGACCUUAGUCUGUUUAAUGUUGCGCUUCUUGGGAAUCAGAUUUGGAGACUUAUUCAGGAUGAACAUUCUUUGGUUUUCAAGGUCCUUAAAGCUAAAUACUUCUUGCGCUCUUCAUUUUUUGAGGCAAAACUUGGGGCUAGAUAUUCUUAUGCUUGGGCGAGUCUCAUGAAGGCCAAAGAAGUGCUCAAUGAUGGUUUUUUCUGA
This is a messenger RNA of Hibiscus syriacus, 360 nucleotides long. RefSeq lists its product as uncharacterized. NCBI's taxonomy places the organism in Eukaryota, Viridiplantae, Streptophyta, Magnoliopsida, Malvales, Malvaceae. The coding region runs from base 1 to 360 and encodes 119 amino acids. The transcript has a single exon. The record is from RefSeq and is a predicted model, not a curated record.